Messenger RNA from Saccostrea echinata, 773 nucleotides. RefSeq lists its product as uncharacterized. The transcript is spliced from 4 exons. Lineage: Eukaryota; Metazoa; Mollusca; Bivalvia; Ostreida; Ostreidae. The record is from RefSeq and is a predicted model, not a curated record. The coding region runs from base 54 to 773 and encodes 239 amino acids.
UUCAGCUUUAUUCAGACCGUUCAGUGUGUGUUAAUAUAACGUGCAUCUUCAUCAUGAACCCCUAUCAAAAUCUAUCCUUUAAUCCCAUGGAUUAUAACUAUCCUCCCAAUGGAUCCUAUGCUCCCAUACAGAACCCUACUCCCAGUACUGUCUAUGUGCCUCCCAGUGUUUCUCAGUCCUGUGACUUUAAUUGUGUUUGCUGCCUGAAACUGAAAGCGGGUCAGACAUCUUCUUGCAACACCUCAAAGACAACUGUGGGAACCCAGACAAUGCUUGAAGUUCCUCAAGGCCUCGAUCCUGAGGGGUUUUGGAUGCGAGGGACUUAUGAGCAUGCUUUAUUACAGAAGUCUGUCAAUAAUGCCCUGCAAAAGUACAAGCUGUCAGGGAGAAAGGACAGUAACUGGGAGGCUGCAACAAAUGAGAUCAUGAACUCCUACCAGUGUGACAUGCCUCAGACUCCCACAAACAGAAGAAAGGUUCAAGACCGAAUGAGAAAAGCAGUUUACUGGGGACGCUUCUACGAGAAAAAAGAAAAAGAGGCAGUAAAAAGGGGUAUGACUGUUAAGGCUUUCCUUCGGCAUUCCAAACAACAUCCACAAGAAACAAGCAGUUCAGAACCCUCUGGAUUGUUGGAGGAACAAUGUGAUACUGAGGUUGCUGACCGUGGAGAUGCUAGAGAUAUGACUGCACCAACAGCAGCUACUUUUUCCAGUGACUCCGACAGCGACACACCUCUGGCCGUCUACAGACAGAAAACCAAGGGCAAGAAGUAA